Molecule: messenger RNA, 476 nt
Organism: Solanum dulcamara
Lineage: Eukaryota; Viridiplantae; Streptophyta; Magnoliopsida; Solanales; Solanaceae
Product: DNA-directed RNA polymerase III subunit 1-like
Exons: 2
Coding region: 15-422 (135 amino acids)
Biological process (GO): DNA-templated transcription
Molecular function (GO): DNA-directed RNA polymerase activity; DNA binding
Source: RefSeq, a predicted model, not a curated record
GUCUCCUUGCUGUAAUGGGCAUUGAAGGAGUUGAUGGACGUAAUACAAAGAGCAAUCAUAUAAUGGAGGUGCAGCAAACUCUAGGCAUUGAAGCAUCAAGGGUCUCUAUAAUUGAUGAAAUUAAUUAUACCAUGUCAAGUCAUGGAAUGACAAUAGACUUGCGGCACAUGAUGCUUCUUGCAGAUCUGAUGACAUAUAAGGGUGAAGUCCUGGGAAUAACUAGACACGGUGUCCAGAAAAUGAAAGAUAGCGUACUGAUGCUAGCUUCAUUUGAGAAGACAACCGACCACCUGUUUAAUGCAUCUGUAAAUGGAAGGGAUGAUAAGAUAGAAGGAGUAACCAAAUGUAUCAUCAUGGGCAUACCAAUGACGAUAGGCACUGGGGUGUUUAAACUUCGGCAAUGGUAUUUGUUUGACUCUUAGCAUGACAUUUUAUUCUUUAACCUUAAUAAUAUCCUCUAUGUGCGUCGUAAUUAU